AUGUCUCUAUCGACAGUACACACAUUCCAGCUCCCCGGCCUCCCCGUGAAGCUUGCGCUGGGCCACCGCUACGACGGGUGGUACCUUCUCUUCGCCCGCCCCUACCCCACUGCCGACAGCCGCGAAGUCGCGCGAAUCGAUGCACCAGCCCCCAAAUCCCGCCCCUCGCCGACCCGCCAUGCCAAACGCUUCUGGUUCUCCUCCUCGGCGCAAAGCGGCUGGGAGAGCACGAAGUUCCCGACACUCCUCGACCUUCUCCUUGCAUUGGAUGUUCGACAGCAACCGCUGUUUGCCGUCCUCGACCACGAUAGUGAGAGCGGGAGCUCGCAUGUAUUGGUGUUACUGCGAGAGGAGAAGCUCGCCCAUUUCUGCGAGGGCUGCACGGAGUGGGAGACUGCAGAGGACAACUCCCUGCGGUGGUACAUGGUCCGGACCUCGGGCGAUGCGUUGCCAGGGUAUCUGUGUCCCUCGUGCCAUGCAAAAGACUGGUGCGGAGCGCAAUUUGCUCGCUACUUGCGACGAAUGGUGUCUUAA
Molecule: messenger RNA, 534 nt
Organism: Mycena indigotica
Lineage: Eukaryota; Fungi; Basidiomycota; Agaricomycetes; Agaricales; Mycenaceae
Exons: 2
Coding region: 1-534 (177 amino acids)
Source: RefSeq, a predicted model, not a curated record